UUGUUAUUGAUGACGUGGUGCAAGUGUGACAGUGUAGAAUUCCUCCUACCCAUUGGGCGUUCUGUCAGACUUUUCCAAGAUGAUUGGAAAGCAAGUGCAUAGGGAAGUAGUCAAAGUCUACUUAGGUCUUCACAUACGAGUUCCAUUUUGAAAAUAUUAUUUGAGAAGCUUAAUCUUCUGCAUCUCCUCAGACCCAGCAAGCAAGACUAAGGCGGGAGAAAUGGCAGAGAUCGAAGGUGUAGUUAUAGAUUUCGGGGAUGGCUUGGUGAGUUCCGUGAGGCAACACCUCACCGCCUUGGGCGGUGUCAACCCGGAGAAUUAUACCAUCUUCCGCGUCCCUGCUCGCGUCCGGGGGUGCAACAAACGCCUGUACGAGCCCGAGAUCGUGUCGAUCGGCCCGUACCAUCACGGGAACCCGGCCUGUAAAGCCAUGCAGAUGUACAAAUGGCAGUGUCUCCGUGAUUUGCUUGCUCGCGGCCGCGACAUCUGCGUCGAUGACUGCAUCAGGAGGCUCAGGAAGCUGGAGCCGCGGGCGCGGCGGUGCUACUUCGAGCCCGUGGAGCUCGAUGGCGAUGAAUUCGUGAAGAUGCUGCUGCUCGACGGGUGCUUCGUAAUCGAGUUCCUGAUUAAAUGCUUGUUGGACAAGAAGAAGGACGCCGUGUGCAACACCGCUUGGAGCGGGCCGCUCAUCCGGUGCGAUUUGCUCUUGCUCGACAACCAGAUCCCCUUCUUCAUAAUUGAGAGUUUAUUCGCUCUUCUUGUCCCCCGCAGAGUCUCCCCUCUAAUGGAGCUCCUCGUCAUGUACAUAACAUGGGGCGAGAGAAAGGAACUCCCUGCAGAGCCAGGCAAGAAGAUUCAUCACUUGCUCCACGUCCACCACCUCUGCUUCGUGUCCACGAAAAGACCCAACAGCUCCACAGCCGGAAAUUCGAGCGUCGCCAAAUGGUUAUGGUUAAAACUGAAAAGGGCUCCUGGUUUGCUUCUCCCUCGUUUCUGCAUAUCAAAGAAGGGCGAAAAGAGAGCACCAUGCACAAUCCCGUGUGCUACCGAGCUCCAGGAGGCCGGAGUGACGUUUACAAAGAAGGAGGAUAAGAAGAAUAAGAAGGAAGCGAAUAGCUCGGGUUCUUUCCUGGACAUAACGUUUCGGAACGGCAUUCUCGAGAUCCCUUUCCUCUCGGUGGAGGACUCCACCCCAUCUGACUUCGCGAAUCUCGUGGCGUUUGAGCAGUGCAUGGGUAGCACAGAGGGGAGCUACAUGACAAGCUACGUGUGCUUCAUGGACUGCAUCAUUAACACGGCGAAGGACGUGGCGAUACUCCAGAACAGCGGGAUCAUCGAGAACAUGCUGGCCAGCGACGAAGAGCUCGCCAUCUUCCUCAACCAGCUCGGCAACGGCACGGUCAUGGACUGCGAGGAGCACUACCUGGCCCCGUUGUUUACGGAGGUGAGGGAGUACUGCGACUCGAAGAGGCACAAGUGGAGGGCCAAGCUGAUGAAGGACUACUUCAGCAACCCAUGGGCAAUCUUUUCCUUGGUGGCUGCUAUAGCACUUCUUAUUUUCACCUUCUUACAGACCUUCUUCACAAUCUUUCCGUAUUAUCAUCCUCGUAAUUAGUUAGGCUAGCACGAA
Molecule: messenger RNA, 1630 nt
Organism: Ananas comosus (pineapple)
Lineage: Eukaryota; Viridiplantae; Streptophyta; Magnoliopsida; Poales; Bromeliaceae
Product: UPF0481 protein At3g47200-like
Exons: 1
Coding region: 221-1615 (464 amino acids)
Source: RefSeq, a predicted model, not a curated record